AUGGGGCGAAUGGAGUACCUGUGGGGCAGCGACGCCGAGGUCUUCCGGCCCGAGCGCUGGCUCGACGAGUUUCAGCAGGAAAGCCCCUUCAAGUUCACAGCUUUUCAGGCCGGUCCGAGGAUAUGCCUGGGGAAGGAAUUCGCUUACAGGCACAUGAAGGUGCUGGCGGCCGUGCUGCUCCGCUUCUUCGUGUUCAGCCUGCGGGACGAGGAGGCCAGCGUCAACUAG
This is a messenger RNA of Miscanthus lutarioriparius, 228 nucleotides long. The record is from the annotation of a GenBank genome assembly. NCBI's taxonomy places the organism in Eukaryota, Viridiplantae, Streptophyta, Magnoliopsida, Poales, Poaceae.